AUGGACAAGGAUACUGAAAUGACAUCGACAGACAGUCUCAGUCUCAGGCCUAGGAAAAACGCCUCUCCAGAAAGACCCAAAUCAUUUCACGGGCCCAAUUCUCAAAGACCGAAAUCUGUACAAGGAAGCCUACAAACAAUCGCAACACCAACAAUAAUACCUACUCUAAAAAUCCGUGAUUUCGCAUACCCACUAUCUGAUCCAAGGCAUGUAGGUCGUCCAAUUACCAAACAAGGAACAAUCAACGAACAGGAUGAAGACCAUGAUCACGACGACGAUGAUACCGAUAUUGACGAUACUACACCACCACCAUCAGCCAAUACCAACGAAACGGGUGUCGAUUUGCAUCUUAUAUUGCCGGCAUUAGCUAAAUCCUUGGCAUCUGCAUCAUCACCAGGUUUGCAAUUCUAUCGUGCGAGGGGUGUGUUUGACUUUGAUCGAGUUACGGAAUGGGAAUCUAGUGUGAAGGAAGGAGAGGAAUUAAUUGUUGCAUAUAUACCGGAUAGUAAUAAUAAUAGUCAAGGGGCUGCUACCAAUACCACUACCAACAUCAUUGUAAAGACCGAUCCACAAGAAUCCGACUUUUCCGAACACGUCAAGCAGUAUGUAGAGUAUCAGAGCACGUAUGGAGAUGGGUGGAUUACUGGUAUUAGGUGUCAAAUGUUGAAGAAUACUCAAUCUGCUACGACCACUACGUCAACAACCACUCAAUCAGCUACAGAAAAUAUAUCCGUCAUUGCCAAACUUAUGGACUGUGGACUGUUACCCUCUUCAUACAUAGAACGUCUUUGA
Messenger RNA from Synchytrium microbalum, 792 nucleotides. RefSeq lists its product as uncharacterized. The transcript is spliced from 4 exons. NCBI's taxonomy places the organism in Eukaryota, Fungi, Chytridiomycota, Chytridiomycetes, Synchytriales, Synchytriaceae. Bases 1 to 792 code for a protein of 263 amino acids. The record is from RefSeq and is a predicted model, not a curated record.